AUGUAUCCCGCUGGUUGGUGGGAUGAGUUAACGGUAGCAUUUGUAUUCAAGCGAAGGUACGGUUGGUAUAUCCUCCAGGGAUACAUUCCAACUUAUGUUACAAUUUUCAUUUCAUGGAUCUCAUUUUAUUUGGGCUCAAGGGCAAUACCUGCACGAACAAUGUUGGGGGUGAAUUCCCUGCUAGCAAUGACAUUUCAGUUUGGUAACAUCAUUCGAAACUUGCCUCGAGUCUCAUACGUCAAAGCUAUAGACGUCUGGAUGCUCAGUGGCAUGAUGUUCAUAUUUUUGUCAUUGUUGGAGCUGGCAGUAAUUGGAUUUAUGUCGAGAAAUGACGGUGCGCCAAAAAGAAAAAGACGUAGCUAUGCUUCCGACGACAUGGCUUGGAAAGAAAUGCCCAGCCCUAGGAUAGGACUCCGUCAGGUAAUUGAUACCCGAAUACAACGUUCAAAAAAUUCCAGUUCAUGUUCGCAAAAAUCAAAU
Messenger RNA from Gongylonema pulchrum, 480 nucleotides. The record is from the annotation of a GenBank genome assembly. Lineage: Eukaryota; Metazoa; Nematoda; Chromadorea; Rhabditida; Gongylonematidae.